AUGGAUCCAAUGUCAGCGGCCGCCUCUAUUGUUGGCUUGCUUGGGGCUGCAGCCAAAGUCUCCGAAGUCCUCCUCAAAUUCAUCGGAAGUGUGAAAGGAGCACCCAAACUGGCACAAAAUGUUCUGAUGGAAAUUUCCGAUGUCAGUGCUUGUCUGAACCAAUUGCAAAGAUAUUUGCAGGGUGCUCUCUCAACUUCCAAUUCGCAAGAGCAGCUUCUUAUGGUAGAGCAACUGGUCGUUACUUUGUCCAAUUGCGUCUUAAUCUUUUCGGAACUUGAGGAGACGGUAGACUCUUUGAAGCCAGCAGAACCCAUGCAACCUUGGAGACUGGCUCAAUGGCUUUUCAAGGAACAAGCUAUAUGUGCACUCAUGGUCCGAAUGCAGCAGUCUAAACUAUCUUUGAGCCUUAUGCUGACAACUCUGACGUGCACCUCUAUCGGGCAAGCUCAAUCAUCUGCGGGUCAGCUUACGACUCUGAUCCAGCAGGUCUUAGAGAGCAACCUCGAGAUGUCUCAACGGAUGGCAAAUCUAGAGAUGCGGACUUUCGGACUUUCUCGAAGCGCGGCUCCAACCUUGGCAACCCUAAAUACAAGCGGGGACAAUGACAGCAUCAAAACCAUGAGAGCCGCAAACGACGUCCAAGAAAAGGUACUCGGCGAACACUCCGAGACUAUUGAAGAGACCAAUCAAAAGGCCGACAAAGAGUCAACCCAUGAUCAAGGGCCCACUUUUGGCUUCACUUUUGAUCAAGACCUGAACAGUUCUCGUCCUUACACGCGAGCUAUGAAGAGGAACUCCGUGUGGUCCACAGCUUCAUCUACGAUGCAUACGAUGAGCUGGUCCUGCCUGUCCGGCUUGAGCUUUGCGGACGUGUCUGAAAUCUCAGUCAUAGGCUUACCGAUAUCACCACAAGAGUUGUUGAAUGGUCAUCAUUAUAUCCUCGCAAACUCUGACAUGAAUGACGUUCCAGAAAAACCUUUAGCACCAAACAGAGACGACCUAGCUUACAGACCAGAUGAAAGCUUUUAUGAGGACGAGUCAGAACCUCUGGAGACUCGCAAAGGACUCUUUCCCUACGAUAAUGCGCAGUCAGUGGGCGGCAGCUUGGGUUUGCGUUCAGUCGAUGGACAGGGCAGGAAGAUUCCUAUUGCUGCUGGUGGAAGGCUUCUGGAACCUAAAAAGAUUAUCCUACUAGGAGCAACGAUGGCUGGAAAGACUACAACAUAUCACCGUCUACAAAUGACACAUGGCAAUGACUUCACUGACUCAGACCGUCGAAGAGCGCGAGAGUCCGUUAUACAUGGCCUUGUUGACAUCUUCAAGAAAUCAAGGGGGCAGUACCAAGAUCCAAUAUCGAUUGAAGACAUUGAGCAAUUCGAGACUUUGGCAUACGCUACACGAGACCAGACACUCAACGGGAUCUGGACUCUUAGAUGCUAUCAUGCUCUGAUAGCUCUCUGGUCGAAACCAGAAAUCCGAAGAACGAUAGAGAACGGGAGAGACGCAGCAUUGAAUGAGACUGUCCCAUACCUAAUGGAGAAUAUCGAUUUUCUGUUCUACGAAAGAACCAUGCCGGACGAACUCUUACUGAGAGGCUGCUACAGGACUACAGGCAUUCGCGAUACCAGACUCGACAUCGAAGGCCGCUCAUGUCACCUCUACGACGUCGAUGGUAGGAGAUCAGAGCGCAAGAAGUGGCCGAAUUACUUUCAAGAUGUCGACACUGUUAUCUUCGUAGUUUCUCUGACCGGCUACUGCCAGGCUCUCCCGGAGAACGUGAACACGAAUCAAAUGCUGGAGUCUCUAGCGCUGUUUGAAUCUAUAAUCAAGCUCGACCGGUUUGGGACUGUUCCAAUAAUUCUCAUGCUCAACAAGUUCGACCUUCUAGAGCACCGGAUGAGGAAUAACCCGAUAGUGGACUACUAUCCUGAAUACUCUGGAGACCCGAAUCCUUUGCAUGCUUGCCGGUUCAUUGCGACUAAGUUUUCACAGCUCGACCACCGCCCACACGGAAGCCUAAGGAUGAUGGUGACCAGUGUGGUAGAAGAUGAGCUGUGGCCCGAUCUGUUUCGACAGGGAUUGGCAAUUAUCCCUGAGGCACCCAAGUAG
Molecule: messenger RNA, 2109 nt
Organism: Letharia columbiana
Lineage: Eukaryota; Fungi; Ascomycota; Lecanoromycetes; Lecanorales; Parmeliaceae
Exons: 6
Coding region: 1-2109 (702 amino acids)
Biological process (GO): adenylate cyclase-modulating G protein-coupled receptor signaling pathway
Cellular component (GO): heterotrimeric G-protein complex
Molecular function (GO): guanyl nucleotide binding; G protein-coupled receptor binding; GTPase activity
Source: RefSeq, a predicted model, not a curated record